Messenger RNA from Thyridium curvatum, 2013 nucleotides. RefSeq lists its product as uncharacterized. The transcript has a single exon. Lineage: Eukaryota; Fungi; Ascomycota; Sordariomycetes; Thyridiales; Thyridiaceae. The record is from RefSeq and is a predicted model, not a curated record. The coding region runs from base 1 to 2013 and encodes 670 amino acids.
AUGAAGGCGCCUUCUCCCCCACAGUCAACCCUGGAUCUUCUAGAAGCUUUGUCUAUACAACCUGAUAGACCUGCAACGCCUCCGACGUCCCUGAGACUCGAGAGGCGAGUUUCACCCCAUAGCCAAGUACGGACGACGCCUAGUGUUGGACGUUCGGAUGACGUGUCAGAAAAUGUCCAGCAGCUAAUCCGCGAGACUGACAAGGCUUUUGAAGAAGUUGGCCUGGCACUCACUGCGCCCAUAUUCUCGCCCAGGCAGAGUUCCGACCAGGAAAUAGUCGUCAGUCCAACUUUCACGCAACCACGAACGCCGCCGCCGACAGCAGGAAGGACCAGCUCGUCCCCCAAGCUGCACCCUAGAGGAGGUCCAGUCGUUCUAAGUGCUCCUAGACGCAAGUCAUCGGUCUCGAAACCAAAGAGGAAAGGAUCGAAGAAGCAGAAGUCCCGGUUGGAAGUUCCGAAAGCCAAGGCAACAGCCAGCAAGCAUACUGCGAGGUGGACUCUGGCUGAAAACGUGUCCGAUCUUUUGAACGUGCGGCUGUUCAAUCGGCUCGAAGUGGACGAGAUCCGCACGCCGGAACAGCUGCAGGCUAUCACGCAGAAGAGAAAUUCUCAGGCCUUGUCAGACAAGGCUCGGCUCUCGAGCGAGACGGCUCGGACGGCCGAGACGACUCAAACGCUCGAGACAGACGGAAGCGAAACGCCGAUUGAGCCGUUUCAUCUACAGGACUUGCCACAACGGAUCGGAGCUGCCGGCGUGAGGCUGAGCGGUCUUGGACCAGUCGCUGAGAGGUCAACUGCGAGCCUAUCUGAGUACAGGCCUGAACCUCCGAAACGGGAGGCACCACCUGUGCCCCCUAUCAAGCAGGACACGCAUUGUAUCCUACCUGAAGAGAACAUGAAGCUCAAGGACAUUCCUUUCCUCGCUCCACCCGCCAAGAAUCCCCUCCGCCUCCUCUCCCGGCACAAAAAUCCUGCGGAUCUCUCUCCCAUCCCGGAACUCAAGGUCACCGCCCCGGAAGGCAAAACUAAACCAGCAUCCAUACCAGUCACCGCCGCCCCGUCGGCCAACUCUUCCUCCACAUCACGCACCAACCCGCCUGUUACUGUCGCCAAGGAAACAGAAGAAUUUCUCUUCCUCGGCGCCACUCCUUUCUCCCUCACCCGACCCGACUACCGUCACGGGCCGAUCCGGCUGGCCAAAUCCGACAUUGCCGCACUGCUCGAUGCCUCGGCCGUCGAGGACGUGCUCGCCAUGUCCAACGGCGAGACCCUGGACUGGACCGCCUUCCAGGUCGCCAUCGGAGGCGUCGACUUUACCAACUCGGACCCCGAGGACGACGAGGUCGCCGAGGACGUGGCCGCCUGGUUCCACUCCCUCGGCUUCGCGCACGCGGGACGCCUGGAGACGUCGCCGCCACCCCCGACACCGCCGCCGACGUACGACGGCUCGCCCACCUCGCAGUACAGCCAGGGAGGAUCGCCGCCCCCUUCUUCAUCGAGCCCGUCGUCGUCGUCGUCGUCAUCCUCCUCUACCUCGGCCGCAGCCUCUCCGCAGGAGAUGCAGGAGCGGCGCCGGGAGGAGAACCUGCCCAUCCCCGUGGACCUCGAGGUCGAGCUCCCCUCGCUGUCGCCGGGCAACAACUCGUGGUCGCCGGGCGACGACGAGCUGCUGAGCGUCGAGCCGGAGCGGUUCUACCGCACCACCGGGUCCGGCGCGGCCGGCAUCAAGCACUGGGUGCUGCCGGGGCACCACGACCGGUCCAAGCCGUACUUGAGCCAGCGGCAGCAGCGCGGGGGCGACAGCGGUGCCAGCCCCGCGGGGAGCGAGGACAGCCUGCCCAUGAGCCCCAUGCAGGAUCUGGUCAUGAUCCACGGCUCCGAGGGAGGGAGCCGCAACUCGAGGGGGAGGGGCACCGUCGGGGAAGGGUACGUGGUGCCCAUGGGGUACAACCUCGGCCACGACCUCGGCGACUUCCUGCAGUGGGAGGCCCGGUAUAUGCAUACUUCGUGA